CGUGCGGGCGCCCGCUCUUCGGCAUGCCUGCCGUAAAGGAGCCGAACCGUCACACAAAAGCAAGAUGGAGGAUCUCACAGUCGAAGUAUGCGGCGAAAACGGAGCGUAUUAUAAGGCCUUUGUCACGGAUGUCUUUGACGAUGAAGUUUUGGUAACUUUUGAGAAUGACUGGCAACCCGAAUCGAAAUUCCCAUUUGCUCAAGUCCGUCUACCUCCAAAAGAUGGUUCCAAAACAGAAUUUCAGGAGAACCAGGAGAUCGAAGUAUUCUCUAGAUCUAACGAUCAAGAAGCAUGGGGUUGGUGGAAAGCACUUAUUAAGAUGAGUAAAGGAGGUUUUCAAGUAGUCGAAUACUUGGGAUGGGAAUACACAUAUACUGAAAUUGUAGCUAGUGAGCGACUGAGAGCCAAAAAUCCAAAUCCCCCUAUUGACAAAAACACAUUUCACAAGAUCGAAAUUGAAGUACCUGAAGAGCUCAGAGAAUUUGCGAAGAUGGACAAUGCACAUAAAGAAUUUCAAAAGGCGAUAGGGGCGGCAGUGUGCCGAUAUGUGCCUGAACGAGGAGUACUGCUGGCCAUCUCCCGUCAUGAAAAUAUACAUCGUCACAGUAGCAUGCUCCAAGAAAUGCACUUUAGAAACUUAUCGCAAAAGGUUUUGCUAUUAAAGAGAACGGAAGAAGCAGCACGUCAACUUGAGUCCACUAAGCUUCAAACAAUAGGGGGCAAAUUUAGAUCUUCAAACUUUAUAUAUCAGCGUGUCUCAGACUUUGAGGCAGGAGUGAAAACAAAUUCAAGAUAUACCGACGAAUUUAAUGUUCGAGAAGAUCUGAUGGGACUAGCUAUUGGUGCUCAUGGUGCAAAUAUUCAACAAGCGCGAAAAGUUGAUGGCAUUACAAAUAUAGAGUUAGAAGAAAAUUCAUGCACAUUUAAGAUAUAUGGAGAGACGCAUGAAGCUGUUAAAAAAGCUCGAUCUAUGCUGGAAUAUAGCGAGGAAUCUAUACAAGUCCCACGGGUGUUGGUAGGAAAAGUAAUUGGGAAGAAUGGUCGCAUUAUCCAAGAAAUUGUCGACAAGAGUGGUGUAAUAACAACUGGCUCGAGUGGGAAUAUACAUAUUGAUAAAGUAAGAGUAAAAAUAGAAGGAGACAACGAACCUCAACCAACGAUUCCACGAGAGGAGGGUCAGGUGCCCUUUGUCUUUGUUGGUACUGUCGAAAGCAUCGCCAAUGCCAAAGUUCUGUUGGAAUACCAUUUGGCACAUUUAAAGGAAGUAGAACAACUGCGACAAGAAAAGUUAGAAAUUGAUCAACAACUACGAAGCAUGCACGGAUCGACUACAGGACCGAUGCCCAGCUUUCCUCCCACAAGACGAGGAAUGGUUGCAGGACCUGAAGAGGGUAUCAGUGGUCGUGGAGGUCGCGGUGGUCAGUCUCGAGGGCGCGGAUCUCGGGGUAGAGCCCCUACCAGACACAAUGCCGGAUUACGUAGAGAUACUUUGGACGGCAGUGAGGAUCGUGUUCGGGAUUUACCGCCAAGAGGUGGUCAUCAGGGAGCCGGUAAUUCAGGGUACAUGAGUGGUAGACAAGGUCGUCCUCCAACCCAACGUAGAGAUCGUAGAGACGAACGUCGUCGUACUACCGAUGAUGAAGACACUGUUUUAGACAGCCAAGACGUUUCAAGCAUCGAUAGAGAGUCAGUAUCGAGUGUGGAGGGAGGAGCUAAAGGAAUAAGACGAAGACGACUUCGGCGUUCGCGGCAACGAAGUUCAACGCCAAUGAGUGCUAGUCAGACAGGCAGUAAUGCCGGCCCGUGCGACCAAUCAACAAUGAAUAGCAAGGAAGGAACACCCGCGAACGACGUAUCCAUGUCUAACAACAGUUCGCAAGGACCUAAAGGCCAAAGAGAACAUCGGUCUCGUCCUCCUCGUAUGCAGCAGAGCAAUAAGCCUAAAGAAGCUCUGGUUAAUGGUACCAGUGGCUAAGCAACCGUUGCGCCAAUUGCUACUAACGUUGCUACGUUACACCUGAUGAGAGCUAUUAACUCCCAGCACGUAACAUGACGCAUACUGACGCAAGGACUACACGAUUAUGGAACGCGACAUGAUUAGUCUACGCUCGUUGUUAAGACUGUUUGCUACCGAUAAGAAUACGACAGUUGUUUAAGAAAUCGUCAUUCUCCUUAAACACAUUUAAGGACACAUAUUAAUAUCCAUGCAUGGUUUAGUUUAAUGAUGGUAAUUACACUGUCAUGUUUGAUAUACGGAUACAUUCAUUGGGAGAUAGAGGAUAGCAUUUGGUAAGAAGGAUUCCCUGAUUGUGAAACUGUGCCUCAUUUUUAUACCAAGCUCCUAACUUAUGUGGCAGUGCUUCGGAUGUACCGUACGGUACACCUUGGUCACUCGUUAACGUUUAACGAUCCAAUAUUAGGCUGGAUAAUCGCGGCUCGUACGUCAAUUAUCGCUCUGGAUAAGUUUUCAUCUAGAUAUGUCGCUCAGUACUUACAUAUAAUACAAUAUUUGCAGUGUGCUCCCGAUAUCAUUCCGUGAUAUCGAAUUUAUUUAGUUUAGCUUAUAAUAACCAAAUUAAAUGGCAGCAAAUUAUUCUACGUACUUUUCAUAAAUGUUCCGUAUUAACGUAAAGAUGUAUCUAGUUGCUUUGAUAUUUUAUUACUUUAUAUCGACGUAAUCUCGUUAUUCUGAUACGCUAUAUAUCGGAGAUAAUUAUGAAAACUGAAACGAAUGCGACAUAACUAAGAUGCAACUCGACGCGAUACCAGGAAAAUGUGUAUGGAUUUCCGUUGUUAAUUAUAACAAUGGUAGGCGGCAGCUCUAAGAAAUUCUGGUUCAAAGGUGUUCCCAAUGAUGUUCCUUUCUAUUUACUUGAGGAAAUUGAGUUUUUGAUUUACGAUUAUUAGUAGAGUUAUUUAACAACACUAGAUUUUUACGUUUCAAAGCUGAGUGUUGAUUAAUAGUAUCAUGAUGAUUGCAAAAAUGACUUAUUCGAAUCUAACACAAUCAGAUGUGCACAAGGAGUCGGUUUUUAUUUCCGAAUACACUUUUCACGUAAUUUAGUCUUUUCUUUCUCUUUUCUCUCUUUUUUCUUUUAAUUUUUUUUUUUUACUUUUACUACAGUCUAAGCAUACUAUAUCAAACUUUAGAAUUCGAUAUCGAGUUUGUUUCUGCAUUGUUUCGCAUGAUUUAAAAAGAAAGUAAACGUAUACUUAGUAAUACCAAUGUAUGAUGUGCCAGAGAAGGAAUGAUACAUGUUUUAUGAUAUCUAGCUAAAGUGCAGACUUAGCGCAUACCUUUAUUACUAUAAUACUACUUAGUCGAAAUGUGGAUGUCUGAACAAAUAAACUAGCUUUACUAUACUAAGCUAUAAAAUAGAUAUGAUCAAUUGUUUUAAAUUGAUUAUCAACAUUAUUAAAAAUCAGUUAUCAAUUUAAAACAGUUGUUUCUUCUUCCGGAUAUGACAACAACUAAUCGGACGUGUCUCAUGAAUUUUGCAAAAACACAUGGCGGUUGAUGCAAUAUAUCGACACC
Messenger RNA from Trachymyrmex cornetzi, 3535 nucleotides. It is a transcript of the gene Fmr1, whose product is annotated as synaptic functional regulator FMR1. Gene Ontology annotation, cellular component: nucleus; neuron projection; cytoplasmic stress granule. The transcript is spliced from 15 exons. Gene Ontology annotation, biological process: regulation of mRNA stability; regulation of translation at presynapse, modulating synaptic transmission; mRNA transport. The record is from RefSeq and is a predicted model, not a curated record. Gene Ontology annotation, molecular function: mRNA 3'-UTR binding; translation regulator activity. Bases 65 to 1975 code for a protein of 636 amino acids. Lineage: Eukaryota; Metazoa; Arthropoda; Insecta; Hymenoptera; Formicidae.